GCAGUGCUUGCGUGGAGUGUGUACCCUGGGUGAGGGAGUCACCGCUGCCACAGCACCCAGGAAAGCACCCUGAGACAGCCCAGUAAGGGGCAAAGGGACUAAACCAAGCCAAGGAUGCCUGUGCUGGGGCUUGGCAUUUGCUGAGUUUCAUGGAGCUUGUGUUUCAUGCUAGCCAACAAGUGCCCCCCUAUGCUCCAUGCAGGAGACAGAUUGGCAGCUGGAGAGUAUAGGUUAUCACAGCAGUUGUCAAAUGUACUGCACAAUGCUGGUGUUUGAAGAGCUAAAGGGUGACAUAAAGCUGGGUGCAGUGUGUGGAGCAUGAGCCCUUUCUAAAAUGUCUCUGUUGGAAAAAAUGUAAUGCAAAGGGAGAUGGCACUGAUUUAAUUUGGUAUAGCUGCAAGUGUACUUUGGGCAGCAACCUAGGAAAAUACUCCAGUAACAAUGGAAGGUAAAUGGCCCUCUUGGUUUGUAUUGUCCCUGAGCCUUGCUAAUGAAGUAACAACACUGAACAUCCUCUGAGAGAGAAAUAAAAGACCAUCCCAUAUGCCAGCACGGCCUGCCUUCGGCCCGGCCUCACCCUUGGCUGGCUGUGGAUUGUGUCCGCAGGCAGGUCAGGUUACCUCCUUGUAUAGCCCUUGCCAUGGCAGGAGGCAGGAUCAUGGCUGAACAAUUGCUCUGCUGUUAGAUUCAGUCCCACCAUCCCCUACACUAUUAAAAAAUGGACCCUUAGUGAAGAGUUGUUUAGAUUUUAUUUAUUUCCCUGAGAAAAAACACAAGCCUAUCUAUGGAUUUUAAUUGCUAUGGAGAUCUGAUGCGAAUUAGAGGUAACUUUAUGCAGACAAUCUACAUCUUUCAUUCACUUGCAUAUGGCUUUUGCAACAUUACCCUUUAUGAUAGUAAAUCUGUCAAAGCAUUUAUAUCCUGAGAUAUUUUUCUGGAAGCCUGGGGCUUGACAGGAGACCAGUUCCAACAUUGUGAGACAUUUGCGGGAACUUGUUGCAGACUGUAUUGUUCUGAAACUUGCACUUUCUUCCUCAGAACUGUCCACAGAAGUGCUCUGAAUCCUAUUUGCAUCCACACACUCCUGGGAAGCUGUGGAAAACCCACUCUCUUAGCCAGGCAUAUUGGACAAACUUGCUUCUUCCUGCUGGAUUUUACAAGCGCAGACAAAGCUUGAAAACAAAACAAAAAAUUCAUCAGUAACACCAGCAGCCCUUCUCUGAACAUGUGGGAUGCUUCCCUGGAUCCCUGCUCAUUUCCUGGAGGGAAACUCAGACACACCACUUCAGGGCUGUCCUGAAGUGUGUGGAGGGUUUUAUUUUUCCUCUCUCUCUCCUUCUUUUCUUUUCCCUCCUUCCUUGUGUUGAUUUGUGGGGCCAGAAUGACUUUGAUUUCAGCAAGUUUGCUGUUUAUUCACGUCACAAGUUUGACAGCUUUACACCAAAUCAGAUUGCUGGGUUUCAGGAGAGCUCUGAGGCGUCACUGGGAGCUCCUUUAGAUUAAACUCGCCUCCGUGGUUUCCCCCCUCUCCCCCUCCUUCAGAGCCAUUUAAACCUCUCUGGGGCUUUAACAGAAACGUGCUUCCAAGACCUGCAUUUCAUUCUGCCACUAACAUGGUAAGUGCUCUUUGCAUUUCUCUCGACCUGUAGGCAGGAAAGGAGAAGAUGGUCUCUUCGCCUUGUGGGCUUGCACUAGGUUUUAUGCCUUCUUUAAGAUGGUGAAGGAAGACGGUUCUCCUCUACCUGCAAGAGCAGUUUCUGCUGCUGUGCCUUCCCAUGGGUGAGCAGAUUCCCUGCUUGAGGUUCCAGGCUCUGCCGUUGCCUUGCAGAGACUUAGAGCUGGUGCAGAUCGGGUUUAUUGGGAGAAGGGAAAAGGGUGAAUCCAGAGACAAUUCAGGGUUUGCCACUGUACGGGCUAGGACUCCUGCAGAACUGCAGGGGCAGAAGAGAGUACGAGCAGCCUUGGAGGUGACACUGCUGGCUUUGUGCUGCUUCAAAACUGAAUCAAGCCCCUAAGGUGGGAGGAACGCCCUGGCCAAGGACAGCCUGGGUCCUCCCUUCCUCUUAAACCCACUCAGGACCGUAGUAUUUCCCAAGGGAUUGCAGGAAACUCAGCCACCUUCCUGGCAUACCUUUAAUUGGAGCCCCUCUGUGGCGGGGGUCUCCGGCGGGGGGAGCACUGCCCAACGCCCAGCGGAGGCAGCAGGGAGAUACGGUGCCACCGGGCGGAGGGUGAGGGGGGAGAGCGGGCAGCCUGGUCAGGGCUGGGAGCUCCCGCGCCUGGCAGAGGCAGCCGGGGCUGCGGGGCUGUCCUGCGGCAGGUACCAGAGCAAACCCCGGCUGGGACAGGAGCAGGCGGAGAGCAGGGACCAGCCCGCAGCGCAGGGGUGCCUCUCGCCGGGAUGCGGUGGGGCAGGAACGGGGCUGACACCGCCUCCCCUCGGGGCCCGCUGCAGCCCGGGGGCUGGCCGGGCGGGAGGGGAUAACAGUCUGCCGAGCGCCCCAUCGCCAUGGUCCAUUGCCUCCACAGAGCACCGGCCGGCCGUGCCCGGAGCCAGGGUUCGCCGGGGUCCCGGGCUGCGCCUGCCCCUGGUCUGUCCCAGCUGGUGUUUCCAAGGAGACCUGGGCUGCCGCCUGCACCGCGGAGCCGCCCCCGAGCCGGGGCCGGGGGGAAACGCCGGGUGAGUGCGCUCCCGCCGCCGGGAAGGGGGGUGGGCCCGGCCACGGCCCCGCUGCCGGGCUGGGAGAGGAAGUGGGAGCGGGCUAACCCCUCGGUGUGCUCCGCUCCAGGGCAGUUCUGCAGCUCUCAGCUCGGUGCUCAGGACGCGGCAUGGCAGGGAGACCAGCUGUCCUCCCAGCUCUACAGGAACAAACAGCUUCAAGAUACUUUGCUUCAGAAGGAAGAGGAACUUGCUAGGUUACAUGAAGAAAAUAAUAACCUCCGACAAUACCUGAAUUCUGCCCUGAUUAAGUGUUUAGAAGAAAAAGCCAAGAAACUGCUUUCCUGCCAUGGCCAAAAAAACUGUGCUAUUCUUAAAAGCACCAAGAGGAAAUUAAAAGAGUACCACUGCUUUGCUCCUCAAGAAUCUCCUCAUGCUUCCAAAGCCAGAAGGAGCCUCUUUAAUGAAUUCACUGCCUGUGAAGAGCAAGCCAGCCCUGCUGUAGACAGCUGGGUCUUGCAGACUUUAGGAUUAAAAGAUGUGAACACCAUUGAUGAAACUUCAGCUAACUACAGUGCCCUCUCCUCAGACCUUGGAAAAGACAUGUACUGCCUAAGCGCUGGUGAAGCAACAGACUAUGACCACAGUGAAGGAGCAUCAGCAGCAUAUAGCUGCAGCCACCUGCCUUCAGCUAACAACAGCACCCAUCCAUGCAGUGAGGACUUCCUUCCUCAGUUUUCUUCAGCAGAAUGUGUCUCAUCCGUGCCAAGCAUUUCCUCCCUCCCAGCCUAUGGGUUGCCUUAUUUGACUGCCAAUUUGUCACCCAACAAAACAGAAAUGGCCUUCACAACAUCACUAAGUCCUCACCGCAAUGUGAGAACACACACCUUCCACCAAGGACAAGCCUUUGUGUGCAGGGAUGAUGAUGGAGGAUGGAGAUUCACCUGGGUGCCCAAGCAGGCUGAAUAAUGCACCUGCACUGAGGGUCAGCCGUAGGGGAUGAAGAAGACAGACACUUAAUCUUGUGCUUGAGACAGAUUCAUGCAUCAAAAAUGAGCCCUUCUGGGCUCUGAUACAUGCUCCUCUGUC
Molecule: messenger RNA, 3748 nt
Organism: Pezoporus flaviventris
Lineage: Eukaryota; Metazoa; Chordata; Aves; Psittaciformes; Psittacidae
Gene: GMNC
Product: geminin coiled-coil domain containing
Exons: 3
Coding region: 2510-3628 (372 amino acids)
Biological process (GO): negative regulation of DNA replication; negative regulation of cell cycle
Cellular component (GO): nucleus
Source: RefSeq, a predicted model, not a curated record